Molecule: messenger RNA, 832 nt
Organism: Prunus avium (sweet cherry)
Lineage: Eukaryota; Viridiplantae; Streptophyta; Magnoliopsida; Rosales; Rosaceae
Product: putative calcium-binding protein CML41
Molecular function (GO): calcium ion binding
Source: RefSeq, a predicted model, not a curated record
UGCAAUUUCACUGCAGCUCCCAAUACUUCAAAAGCUUCAAUUUUCUUUUUCUGCCUAUAUAAGACGUGACACACUUGUACAUAGUUUCUUGCACAGAAAACACCAACUCUCUAGUUCUAAUAAUUUCUCUCCACCAAUGGCAACAACAACUGACAGUAGGGCAAUCUCCAAACCCUCCAAAUGGUUCUCUAACAAAAGUCUCAAGCUCAGCUUCCCUGGUCGAAGAUCAUCCAAAUCUAGCCCUAAAUCUCCUCUGUCCCCGACCAGUGCUCCAGUUGGGCCAAUCAGUCCAAGAUGGACAAGCAGGGAAGAUGAGCUUAGAGAAGUUUUUCGCUAUUUCGAUGGAGAUGGCGAUGGCAAAAUAUCAGCCUCCGAGCUCAGAGCCUAUUUUGGGUCCAUAGGUGAGUACAUGUCGCAUGAGGAGGCUGAGGCUGUGAUCAAAGAUCUUGAUGCAGAUGGAGACAGCCUGUUAGACUUUGAAGACUUUCUGCAGCUGAUGAGCAGAGGAGGAGGAGACGACGAGGACUUGAAGAAGGCCUUCGAGAUGUUUGAAUUGGAGAAGGGGGUCAUAACCCCUAGAAGCUUGCAGAGGAUGCUGCAUAGGCUUGGUGACACCAAGUCAUAUCAUGAGUGUGUCACCAUGAUUCAAGUUUUUGAUACCGACGGCAAUGGGGUGGUUGAUUUUAAUGAGUUUCAUCGAAUGAUGGCUUAACUUAAUUAAGUUCAUGGUUGAUGAUUUAAUAAUGUCUAAUUAGUCGUAAAUAUGUAUAUGCAUGGAUGUGUUGUGUGGUUCUAUCAUGAUCUUUCUUUAUGGAGUUGGAACAUUUCUAUA